CGGAAAGUUUGAGCGCUCUGUUUGGAAUUGUACGGUCAGCAGGUUCAUAAGCAGACAUUGACGUUGAAUUAUUUGAUGGCUACUGCUUCUAAAACAGAAAGUAGACUUGUUACAGAGCAAAAUAUUUUCAAUUAUUGCAUCUCUGGUGAUUUGAAAUCAUUAAAAGAAUGUGCACGUUCUGUUGGUCAAGUAGUUCAUAAAAAUUCACUUGAUGGUCAAACUUGUCUCAUUGUAGCAUGUAGAAAUGGACAUUUAGAUGUUGCCGAAUACUUAAUCGACUGUCAUGGGGCAGAUGUUGAACAAGUUGGUGUUGUAGAAUUUGAAGGAGAACAAGUAGAAGGUGUACCUCCACUAUGGUGUGCUUCAGCAGCUGGACAUUUGAAAUUAGUUGAAUUGUUAAUUAGUCGUGGUGCAGACGUUAAUCGAACAACAAUUACCAAUUCAACAGCUCUUCGUGCUGCUUGCUUUGAUGGACAUGAACAAGUUGUUCGAUAUCUUGUUGAACAUGGAGCAAAUAUUGAAAAUCCAAAUCGCCACGGCCAUACUUGUCUCAUGAUUAGUUGUUAUCGUCGUCAUGAUAGUAUUGUAGAAUAUCUACUUAGUAAAAAUGCUCGAGUUAAUCGAAGAAGUGCUAAAGGUAACACUGCAUUACAUGAUUGUACAGAAAGUGGCAAUUUAAAAUGUUUACAAUUAUUGUUAAAUCAUCGAGCUAUUAUGCGUAAAGAUGAAUAUGGUCAAUUACCAAUUAUGUCUGGUGCAAAUGCAGCUUAUAAAAAAAUUGUAGAUUAUUUGGCUACUGUUGAAAUUCCUGAUUCAACACAAACAAUAAGUGUUAGUGAAAAAGCUGCUGCAUAUGAUCUACUUGGUGCUAGUCUAUUCGAUCGACAUUCUUUAAUUCAAGACGCUAUAGCUGCUUGGUAUCAUGCGAUAAAUUUACGCCAAGAGUUGUCUACUUAUAAUAAUAAUAAUAGUGGUAAUAAUAAAUUUAUUCCACAUCCAGUACCACAAUGCUCUUGUAUGAAUGAAUUAAUGUCAUGUGUUGAAGGGCAACCAACAAUGACAACCACUACCACCAAUACUACAACAACUACUACUACUUCAACUACUAAUUCAUCCAAUAAUUGUUGGUCAUUGAUUUCAUUAGCUGCACGUGAAGCAAUUGGAAUGGCUGAAACUAGUCGAUUUGAUGAACAACAUUAUUCGUUAACAUCUAAUUGGCAACGUCAUAAAAGAUCUACAAGAAUUCAUGACAUUUUAUUGAAAAGUUAUAAUUCCACAAAAUUUCAUCAUCAUAAUUCAAUUCAUCAAUCAACUAUACGACAAAAGUCUACAACGAAAUAUUCACAAGAUUUACAUGAAUUAUUUCAAAGAAAAUAUAAAAAAUUACAAACUGAUUUACAAAAUGCUUAUCAAUGUAAAUUUGAACAUUUAGGUCAUUCAUUGUAUCGUUCGAAUUCAUUAAAAGAUUAUACUGUUGAUGUACAAUCACCACCAUUUUGUUCAGUGUUUCUUCAAGGUUCGCAUAAUUCACGUUUAGGUUUACGUCGUAAUGGUUCUAGUGAGUAUUUUGAUCAGUCUUCUCCUACCAAUUCAAUAUUAUCACAAGGUAUUUGUAGAUCAUCACCAUCACCAACGAAUUCUUUGAAUUUUGGAACAUCCUCAUCCUCCUCUCCACCACCUUUAUCAACAACAGGACAUCAUAGUGGCAGUUGUGCUGGUGGUGUUUUCGUCCAAUCUGUUAUACCUGUCGAUCCUAUUCUAGGCUUUGAACCGAAAUGUUGUCAAAUUGCACGAUAUCGUCGAUGGCUUCUGGAGCCUGUUCAUCAAAAUUAUCAAGUCAGAUCGUCGACAACAUCUGAUCAUAAUAACACUAGUAACAUAUUGCAUAAUAAUACAGAGGAUUUCACUCCAUCCAAAAUCAUAAAUCAAUGUCCUCAUUGUAAACAAAUACUUGUUUCAAUGAAUAAUUUAAGUGAAGAAAGUCUACUUUCAAAUCAAUCCACCUGUCCCAUUUGUAAGACAUCACUAGUAUUAAAUCAUUCUUUGAAUUCUUCAAAUGAAAAUCAAACAGUCCAUUCAACAAAUCAGUAUUCUAAAGUAUCUUAUCCUUACGAAUCAAAUAAUAAUGAUGAUAAUAAUCAUAAUUAUUAUAAUAAUAAUGAAAACAAUCUUAAAUAUGUUUGUCCAGUAUGUCAUUUUGCUACUGAAAAUCAUCCGUUAAUUCGUCGAUUAAAACAAUGUGGUGAAGAUGCUUUUGGACAUGUUUGUGAAUUUCAAACACGUGAAGAUCUAGCCAGUUUAAUGUCAAAUACACAUGUUCUACGCUUACAAUCAUUGCUUAUACGCUUACGUAUAUUAGGUCCAGAUCAUCCAGAUACCAUUUAUUUUAUCCGUUAUCGUGGAGCAAUUUAUGCAGAUGCAGAUAAUUUUCAUCAAUGUUUAAGUUUAUGGCGUUAUGCAUUAGAAUUACAACGUACAUUUGUCGAACCAUUAUGUCAUGUAUCACAAGCUGCAUUUGUUAGUUUUGCUGAAUUAUUUCAUUUUGUAUUAACAAAUAAUUGUAUUGGUUUACCAGCAAAAGAUUUAGAUCCAACAUUAAUUGUAGAUUGUUUAGAAUUAGCUGUUGAUAAUAUUGAACGUGGAAUGGAUUAUUCAUUUUAUCAUUGGCAUCAUCGACAUCCAUGGUCAUAUACAGCAGCGGAUAAAGAAGCGAUUAAUUUAAUGCGUCAUGUAUCAUUAUGUUUACAUUUUAUAGCAAUGAUUCUAAUUCAUUAUAUGCCAAAUUGUAAAGCUUUACCAACCAUACGUUCUAUUCGACGUCAAUUAUCUAAUUUAACACAAGUAGUUGAAGAAAAUUUUAAUGAAUUAUUACAAAAUUCUACAUUGAAUUUAUCAAAUAUUAUGCUUAAUCAACAAGAGCUAAUUAGUAAUAAUAAUAAUAAUAGUAGUAGUACUGAAAAUGAAUCACAAAUAGAUAGUUUAUCUAAUGAUAUGAAAAAACGUAUGCCAAUUGAAUUGAAACAACGAUUUUUCCGUCAAGUUUAUAGAUUAGUCAAGUUAGAUCCUAGAGUACAUCGUGGUCAAAGUUUAAUACAUUUAGCUUGUUCACCAGAAACUUCAACUGUUGGUCGUUUUGUAAUUUGUACUUUUCCAAAUGUCAAUGUUUUAUCUUUGCUAUUUGAAUUAGGCGCUGAUGCUAAUUGUGCUGAUGUUGAUGGACAACGUCCGAUUGGUCAUGUUUUAGCACAACGUCGAUUAAAAAGUUCUGAACAUGCCUCUCUUGUUCAUACUCUGGUUAAAUGUGGUGCUCAUUUAGAUGCAACCAAUCGGAAUUCUUUAACUAUCCUCUAUAAACGUUUUCAUCAUGUACUCCUAGAAUCUCGUGUACAAAUCUUAGAUCAUGUGACUUUAGCUUGUCAUGCUGCUCGUGUAGCAAAUCAUUAUGGAUUGACUGCAUCGAAUCCAUCAGUUCAAGCUUAUUUACCGAAUAAUUUAUUAUUUUUCUUACAAAUGCAUCAGUAAACAACUAAAUAAUAACAGGGGUUAAACGGCUUGAUGUAUUUUUUUUCCUACUUUAACUUAAAAUCAAAAACUUUGUUUACUCUAAUUGUUUGGUUGUUUCCCACCCCUCCCAGUUUUUUUUUUCAAAGUUUGGUUCAAUCAUUAAUAAUAUUAAACGGAAGAGAGAAAAAAACAAUACAAAACAGCACAAUAUCCCUGUACACAACUAUUUUUUCUUCUUUAAAUUCUUAUAGUUUUAAUCUCUUUAUAUGAGUUGUUUCUUCCGCCCACCCCCACCCCCAUCUCUCUCCGUCACCCAACCACCCACCCACCCACCCAGAAACACAUAUACCCACUGCGCCAACAUAUUACUAUCAUAUAUGAAUGUAUUUUGUUUAAAAAAAAAAGAACAAAUUGUAUAAUCACUUAUUUUAAGUGUUUAAUUUGAUCAGAAAGAUGUUCCAUUGAUUAACUUAAAUAAAAUACUUUACUCUUUUCUAUUUUCAUUGUGUGAUAUUUAUUGUUGAAGUCUAUUCGUGUUUACUAAUGACUCGUCUUAUUAUUAUUAUGAUGAUGAUGAUUAGAAUUCCUUUCGAUUGAGUUUUCCCCAUCGUUAUACAUACACAUUUGUUUCUGUACAGAACUUUUUUUUUACAUAGAUGAAUGAAUGAAUCAAAUGCCUUUGAUACUGAUAACAAUAAGGCAGUGAGUGAGUAAAAGUUUGUUCUUGUUUUGUUUUAUUAGUUAAUGAUUUGUAAACAUAAAAUAAAUUAGAUUAUCUACUUUAU
Molecule: messenger RNA, 4289 nt
Organism: Schistosoma bovis
Lineage: Eukaryota; Metazoa; Platyhelminthes; Trematoda; Strigeidida; Schistosomatidae
Source: the annotation of a GenBank genome assembly